AAAAUCAUUCCUUCCUCAAAACCUCCUCUGUAUUCCUACUCCUUCGAAAUCAAAAUCAAUCUCCUCCCUCUUCUCGCCGUGAAAAAUCCUCUCGCCAUUGAGCCAAUUUGCCAUUUCCGAUCCUUCAGUUCCUCGCAAGGUUAUGCAGAUAGUCAAAUCCAUGGAUCUUGGGUGCUUGGAUUUGGGUUGCAUCUCCGGGUCCAACAAGCAAAACGCCGACGAACUUAUUGAUUCUCUGAACAAAUUAGGGGAUUUUAGCGAUGGGUCUUCGGCGACAUCGUCUUCCAAAGUCGGGAAGAUGAAGUCAUCAAAAGAAACCAGUCCAUCAGCACUAAAUGCUCUUAACAAAUUUACAUUGCAAAUUAAGAAGCCUCCUCACCGUAAGAGUUCUCCAUUGAACUGGUUUCCUCGCAAAAAAGUUGACUCCUUCUUAGAAAGGAAGAUAAAGAUGCUGCAGGAAUUAGAUGGCAUGAAUUUAACUCUAGACGAGACUCUAGGUGAUUCAAAUCCACACUACUGCAGAGUUUUGAGAGAAAAAAUGGCCGCAAGAGAAGCUGCAAACAAGGCUAUGGAGGCUCGAAAAGCUGCAAUGGUGGAAGCUUCUUGGUGUCGAAUACUCAAAGCAGCCAGGAUUGAAAGCAAAGCAGCAGAAGUUGUUCUUUUGAAAGCAGAGAAAACUGCAGCAGAAGCUUUCGAAGCAGCAAUGGCCAUGGGGGUGAUCAUGUAUGAUAUACCUGACUGUCCUCAAAAGACUUGUCAAAUAGAAACAUCAUCUACAAGAGGUUUUGCUACUCAUACUGUUAAGGCAUCCUUUGAAACUGCAUUUGAGGUUUAUAAACAAGUGGCUGCAGCAGUCAAAACUGCAUUUGUUAGGCUUGCAAGUUGCCCCUCUUUUAAUAAGGAUGAAUUUAAAGAACUCUUAAAGAAAAUCAGUGAGAAUCCAGAUACUGGUGAUUGUAAUCAGGAGGUUACAGAGAUUCUGUCAGAAUGUGAAUUAGAAGCCAGGUCAGAACUUGAAACAAUUGCUCAAAUGGACGGUUUUGUUUCUCAAGGCUUGGAGCAUAAGUCACCAGUUACAGAGACUAGGCGGAAAAAAUCCAAGAGGAGGCAGUCUCUCGAGAAGUUUAACAUGGAAAAGCUCAUUGAAAUAAUGCUUGAAAGGCUUAAAUGUUUGCAAGAGGAUGAACUUUCAUCCCUUGCCACUAUAGUUGCAACUUGUGGUUUAAAUGCUGCCUUGGCAGAAGUAGAACAUACAAAGCUGCACAACCCAUAUACUGACUCUGAGUAUCCCUCUGAUUCAAAUCUUAGUUUUCCCCGAAGGAUGUCUACAGCAGGAUCCAGAACAAGAAAAACUAAUAAUGAAUACCCCAUUGAUGGUCCAAUGAGGAAAAAGCAGGUUGAGUCAGAACUCCCAAGUCUAGACAAGUUUUUGGUUAAGCACAUGACGAAGCUGGAAC
Molecule: messenger RNA, 1457 nt
Organism: Rubroshorea leprosula
Lineage: Eukaryota; Viridiplantae; Streptophyta; Magnoliopsida; Malvales; Dipterocarpaceae
Source: the annotation of a GenBank genome assembly